This is a messenger RNA of Xiphophorus hellerii (green swordtail), 1554 nucleotides long. It is a transcript of the gene c1ql3b, whose product is annotated as complement component 1, q subcomponent-like 3b. Gene Ontology annotation, molecular function: protein binding. Lineage: Eukaryota; Metazoa; Chordata; Actinopteri; Cyprinodontiformes; Poeciliidae. The transcript is spliced from 2 exons. The record is from RefSeq and is a predicted model, not a curated record. Bases 1 to 801 code for a protein of 266 amino acids.
AUGAUCGCAACUGGUGUUUGCGGCGUGGCGCUGGUUCUGGUGCUGGUGGUGCUGAUUCCGGUCAUGGUGAACUCUGCCGGAACUCCUGCACGCUAUGAGAUGCUCGGAUCUUGUCAGAUGGUGUGCGAUUCCCAUGGGACCGCGACGGCAGCCACGGCGAAAGCGACCCACCCGAACAAAGACAACCGCCUGGUGCAGUCGCUGCCGACUUUCAUCCAGGGUCCCCAGGGAGAGCCGGGGCGUGUCGGGAGGAUGGGCCCCAGGGGUCCGGUUGGUGAGCCGGGGCCACCAGGACCGACGGGUCCACCCGGAGAGAGAGGAGCACCUGGACCACCAGGUCCACCUGGGCUACCAGGAGCGAAUGGACCAACCGGUGCCAUCAGCGCAGCCACUUACAACACGGUGCCAAAGAUAGCGUUUUACGCCGGGCUGAAGAAGCAGCAUGAGGGCUAUGAAGUUUUAAAAUUUGACGACGUGGUCACAAAUCUCGGCAACCACUACGACCCAUCAACCGGGAAAUUCACCUGUUCCAUACCAGGAAUUUACUUUUUCGUUUACCAUGUGCUGAUGCGAGGCGGGGAUGGAACAAGCAUGUGGGCUGACCUCUGCAAAAACAACCAGGUGAGAGCUAGCGCCAUCGCACAGGACGCGGAUCAAAACUACGACUAUGCCAGCAACAGCGUCGUCCUCCACCUGGAACCCGGGGAUGAGAUUUACAUCAAGCUGGACGGAGGGAAGGCGCACGGCGGCAACAACAACAAGUACAGCACCUUCUCCGGCUUCAUGCUGUAUGCUGACUGAAACAGGCUGGAGGAACUGGGUCCGACUCUCUACAUAUAAGCUUGCUUUCACAGCUCCUGCUCAGUCCACCCGGGAUAUCAGAGACAGAAAGAGCUCACCGUUUCUGUUGAACAUCAUUCCAAGAGAUUUGCAGGAAGUCUCAUGCAAAAAGAAACUCUACUUUGCAGCAGUGAGGAGCUGAGAGUGUAAUAACUCCAGUUUUCAUUUUGUACAGCAAAGUCAGGUUGAUGUUUUGUUGCUUGUGCGCUCUCAAUGAACUGUUAUAGGCUUUACAAAUUAACUAACUGUAGUUGCUGUGGUAAAUUGGAAGUUUCAAGUGUCUACAUUUAGCACUUACUCACAGAUGCUUAUUAUAUAUCCACAUAACCACUACUCACUUCAGUGUUCGUCGAUUUAUGUGCUUUCUUCACCAAAAAGAAAAAAAAAGUCCAAGUCACUGGAUUUUGGGCAAAGAUGUUAAAAGUCGUGAUGCAUGUUUAUAAGACGUUGACAUUUUAACACUGUGCAGCAUCUUAUGAUGUGAUGUUUAUGAAGCACAAGUAUAUUGGCAAAAUGAUCAGUGCAAGUCAUUUUUCAUGUGUGUGUGUCAAACAUGGCAUCUGGUUUGAGCAGCAGGGUAGCCUGUUUAGUCACCAAAACUGGACAGCAACACUGACAUAUCUUUUCUAAAACUCUGAAACGUUCACCAAUCUGCUUACUGAACUUUAUGCUUUCCCUGAUCAGAAACAUCAGUAAAAAUGUAAAAUGAAAUCA